This is a messenger RNA of Lottia gigantea (owl limpet), 285 nucleotides long. RefSeq lists its product as hypothetical. The record is from RefSeq and is a predicted model, not a curated record. NCBI's taxonomy places the organism in Eukaryota, Metazoa, Mollusca, Gastropoda, Lottiidae. The annotation marks the transcript as partial. Gene Ontology annotation, cellular component: extracellular region. Gene Ontology annotation, biological process: SMAD protein signal transduction; BMP signaling pathway. The transcript has a single exon. Gene Ontology annotation, molecular function: type I activin receptor binding; growth factor activity; cytokine activity.
GUAGAUUUCAAUUCAAUUGGAUGGGGACAGUGGAUUAUUCACCCUAAAAAAUUCAAUGCUAGAUUUUGUUACGGUGAAUGUGCGUCACCAAUUGAUGUUAAAUACAAACCAACAAACCAUGCUAUGUUACAAACAUUAAUGAGAUCUAAACGAAAGAAUUCCGCACCACCCGCCUGUUGUGUUCCAACCAAACUCAAUCCUUUAAGUAUGUUGUAUUAUGAAUUUGAUGAAAUUGUUGUACGACAUCACGAAGAAAUGAUAGCCUCAGAAUGUGGUUGUAGAUAA